This is a messenger RNA of Zingiber officinale, 1598 nucleotides long. RefSeq names its product peter Pan-like protein. Gene Ontology annotation, molecular function: rRNA binding. Bases 170 to 1120 code for a protein of 316 amino acids. The transcript is spliced from 8 exons. The record is from RefSeq and is a predicted model, not a curated record. Gene Ontology annotation, biological process: rRNA processing; ribosomal large subunit assembly. NCBI's taxonomy places the organism in Eukaryota, Viridiplantae, Streptophyta, Magnoliopsida, Zingiberales, Zingiberaceae. Gene Ontology annotation, cellular component: preribosome, large subunit precursor.
UUACGUCCUCUCGCUUCUCUCACUUCUCACGCGCCAAAACCCUAAACCGCCGCGGCCGCCGCCUUCUUCUUCGACAGCUCUCCCUGUGACUGCCCGAUCAGGCCACGCCGGAGCGCCUCUGACGCCGUUGUCCGAUUCAUCUGGAGAAACUCCUCAGGCAGCAAGAACAAUGGCUCGAUUCAAUCAUAAGAAAAGGCGGGGGCUUGUAAAGCCACCUGUUGUAAAGAAUCAACCUACUGUAGAUCAGAUUACUGGUCAAAAGAUUCCCAAGAGCUUUGUCUUUUCAAGAGGAAGGCUGCCAGGCCCAGUCAGGCAAUUGGAACUGGAUCUUCGAAAGCUUAUGCUCCCUCACACAGCUCUAAAAUUAAAGGAGAAAAAACGGAAUAAGCUGAAAGACUUUCUAAAUGUUGCUGGGCCUAUGGGUGUAACCCAUUUCCUAAUGUUAUCAUAUCCAAUGAGUAGUCCCCAUUUGCGUGUUGCAAGGACACCUCAAGGUCCAACGCUUACUUUUGAAGUUCAAGAAUAUUCUUUGGCUGCUGACAUUGCACGAUCACAAUCUCGGCCAAGUUAUCCUAAGGAAUUAUGUGAUAACUCACCCUUGAUAGUGCUUUCUGGCUUUGGGGGUGGAGAUCAGCACCUGAAGCUCACAACAAUAAUGUUCCAGAACAUUUUUCCUGCCAUAGAUAUAAAUACUGUAAAACUGUCGACAUGUAGGAGGAUUGUUUUAUUAAAUUACAAUUCCGAAACAAAGCUUAUUGACUUUAGACAUUAUUCCAUCCGCCUACAACCUGUUGGUGUCACUCGGAGGAUUCGGAAGUUUGUUCAGAAGCAUGAGAUACCAGAUUUGAGGAACCUUAAGGAUGUCAGUGAAUUUGUGACCAGGGUUGGUUAUGGCUCAGAGAGUGAAGCUGAUGAGGAAUCAGCAACUGUAGAUCUGGCAAGUGAUAUCGGGAGAGUAAACCGUGCAUCUAACAAAAGCGCUGUUAGACUUCAAGAAAUUGGACCCAGGAUGACUCUCCGUUUGGUCAAAAUUGAAGAAGGGCUAUGCUCCGGAAAUGUCAUAUUCACCGAGUUUGGGAAAGAAGUCGAGAAUGCACAUCCAGAAACUCAGGAAGAGUAAUUUCCUUGGACCGACCAGUGGAAAAUGAUGUGGGGGUGGAAGAAAAGCAAAGCUGAAAAUAAUGCUGGAGUAUGCCAUCAGCCAAACUGAAGCCUGUUCUUGUGUGUGUUUCUGGUCAUUUACUAUUGGUUUGGGGUUUAGGUUUUGUUGCUGCCAUUCUGUUAUCGAACAAAAUAUAUAUAUACCUUCGGAAGGAUCCUCUGACAAUGAUCUAAUGAUGAACUGAAUUCUAAUGUUGAAGCGAGAGUAUCAAGUUAGGAUUAUAACUUCUGUAGUUGUUUACAACUACCCGACCUAUUUAAUCGGUUUUGGUAUGCUUAGAACUGUGUAGUAGAGACUCCUGAGACACAAAGUUCAUGAUUUUGAGCAAUGUACAUUUUGGCUGACAUUUUUCACUUGAUUUUUUUGAAUUUUUUAAAUGAUUGAUUAGCCUUGAAAGAAAUGUAAAUUUGAUCGAAGAGGAUGAGAUUUGUUCUUC